Messenger RNA from Amoebophrya sp. A25, 252 nucleotides. NCBI's taxonomy places the organism in Eukaryota, Dinophyceae, Syndiniales, Amoebophryaceae. The record is from the annotation of a GenBank genome assembly.
AGGCGCCGCAGCGGCUGCGUCUGCAGCAUGUCUUUCGAACUUAUUGUUAUUUGAUCAUAAUAAAACGCAGCGUUCUGACUGUACGAGUUCUCUGUCACGCAUCUCUACGACAAGGGCAGUAUGAGUAAGAAGAUCAAAAAGGAUCGCAAUGGAUGAGGAAUGAUAAUGACUAAAUUGGCAUCAAUAAGCAAGGAAUGUCACUGAGGAAUACCCGCCUGCACUGAGUUGCGACGUAUCAUGGUCAAUAACAUU